This is a messenger RNA of Orcinus orca (killer whale), 2528 nucleotides long. RefSeq names its product shisa family member 2 (gene SHISA2). Gene Ontology annotation, cellular component: endoplasmic reticulum. The coding region runs from base 3 to 887 and encodes 294 amino acids. The transcript has 2 exons. Gene Ontology annotation, biological process: negative regulation of Wnt signaling pathway; negative regulation of fibroblast growth factor receptor signaling pathway. Lineage: Eukaryota; Metazoa; Chordata; Mammalia; Artiodactyla; Delphinidae. The record is from RefSeq and is a predicted model, not a curated record.
CCAUGUGGGGCGGACGCCGCCCGGCCGCCUCCUCCCGGGACGCCGCUUCGCUCCUGCGGCUGCUGCUGGCCGCGCUGCUGGCGGCGGGGGCGCGGGCCAGCGGCGAGUACUGCCACGGCUGGAUGGACGCGCAGGGCGUCUGGCGCAUCGGCUUCCAGUGCCCCGAGCGCUUCGACGGCGGCGACGCCACCAUCUGCUGCGGCAGCUGCGCGCUGCGCUACUGCUGCUCCAGCGCCGAGGCGCGCCUGGACCAGGGUGGCUGCGACAACGACCGCCAGCAGGGCGCCGGCGAGCCCGGCCGCGCGGACAAAGACGGCCCCGACGGUUCGGCAGUCCCCAUCUAUGUGCCCUUCCUUAUCGUCGGGUCGGUGUUUGUCGCCUUCAUCAUCUUGGGGUCCCUGGUGGCCGCCUGCUGCUGCAGAUGCCUGCGGCCCAAGCAGGAGCCCCAGCAGAGCCGGGCCCCGGGGGGGCCCCGCAUGGUGGAGACCAUCCCCAUGAUCCCCAGCGCCAGCACCUCCCGAGGUUCCUCUUCCCGCCAGUCCAGCACGGCCGCCAGCUCCAGCUCCAGCGCCAACUCGGGGGCCCGGGGGCCCCCGACCAGGUCACAGACCAACUGUUGUUUGCCCGAAGGCACCAUGAACAAUGUAUACGUCAACAUGCCCACAAACUUCUCCGUGCUCAACUGUCAGCAGGCCACCCAGAUUGUGCCCCACCAGGGGCAGUACCUGCAUCCCCCCUUCGUGGGGUACACGGUGCAGCACGACUCGGUGCCUAUGACCCCGGUGCCGCCGUUCCUGGACGGGCUGCAGACGGGCUACAGGCAGAUACAGGCCCCCUUCCCUCACACUAACAGCGAACAGAAGAUGUACCCAGCCGUGACUGUGUAACGCAAGGUGAGGCCGGGGUCCGGUACCAGACAGAGGAAGGCAGAAGCUGUGGGCUUGGGAAGGAUUCUCAACGUGGAAGUCCCAGCGUAUCGCUGGUGUUUGUGGCACAAUUCUGCUGGAUGGCUUGCUUUGCCCCCAAACUGUAUGAAAACAUCUUUCUCCAAAUGAGCGUUUCUGGACAUGUUUCAUCCCAGUGCAUGAUGGAUUUAUGAUGGAGAAGAGCAUCCCCUGGAGAUGGCUGUGUGGUCGCCAGUGGUUGUGUGACACAUGUGCGCCCUUAAGUGCCCUUGAGGUGUGGCUGUCAGAAGGAUUUUGUAAACUGAUUGUUUUUAUUAUUUCGUUACUGUUACUUCUUUUUUAUUUUUUAUUGUAUUGGUACAAGAUCAGAAUAGUUGUUCCCUCCCUUUUACCUGGGCCAGUUUCUAAUAAGCAUCCCAAGUUUUAGGGGGGAUGCUAAGAGCACAAUUCUUAUAAAAGGAAACCAAUCUGGACUCUGAGGUUAGUCCUUGAUCUCAGUAUUUCCCAGACACACCUUAAUUCAUUGUAAAAAGAUAUAUAUAUAUUGUUUAUUUUUGUGCUUUUUUGGGGCCUGUUUUGUGCUUUUUUACCUUGUGUAGAGAUCUUGUUACAAAGUGAUUUCCUACAUUAAAAAGAGGCUGAAAGAAAUUGUAUAGUUACUUAACUGAUGACAUUUCAGAACUCUGGGAUUAUUUUAAUCUUGAAGUAGAGUGAUGGUGUAGUAAUAAAACCAUUCAGCCCCUUCUCGAUUGUAUCUUUUAAAUUUCUGACUUCACAUUGACAUCUGAGAAGAGUAAUAAAGUGUUUUCAUAUUGAAAUCAUAAACUAUCACCUGCCCCUUCUCCAGAUGACUCUUCAUUUUGCUGUGUGGUGUGGUUUGGCGUUUCACUCUGUUUGGUGUUCAGACCUCCGUGUCCAUAUAGUACUGAGUGCGGGUAAUUACUGUUGUUAUAAAUGAACGUCAGCCUUUCUGCCUAGAUCUGAUAAAACAUUUUCUUGUCUUCCCUAGAAAAGCUCAAAGAAACGCUUGCAGAGAGAGAGAGACUUAAUAUCGCUCCUCAGCCCAAACCUGAGACUUGGGAUGAAAUUUAAACCGCAGAUUCGAUUUACUUCGCAAAUCAUAGGCUUUUUACACUGCCGUUAUCAAAAUGUCUUGUUUUUCAGGCAAGAGAGACUAUCAAGUUGAGAAGAGCUUUUCAAAGAGAUAUUGCCUUUCUUCCCCACAAAGUUAGUUCUUGUUUUCCUCUCUCUUUUAGUCCUCAACAAGCACUGUAUUCAUUACUAGUCUUCUGAAUUAUGAAAUUCAAGUGAAUUUAUUUGUGCAUUGUUCCCUUACAAGAAGUAAGUUGAAGUUAAUUUCCAACUGCUAGCAAAACCAAGAUUUGUAAUUAAACGGUUGUAAGGUAUGGUCUUCUACACAUAUUUAUAUCUGUAUCUAUGGCCAUCUGUCUAUGGUCUGUCUACCUUUUCUAUCACCUGUCUGUAUCUCUGUCUAUCUCAUGACUGAAAAACGUAAAACCAUUGUUGGCAAUUGGUAUCAACAAAGAUACCCCAUCAAAUCUUUUAAUAGCCAAAGGCAGGGGAAAAUCCUUUUACUUAUUAAUAAAUGUUUUAUGGCAUGAA